This is a messenger RNA of Arabis nemorensis, 450 nucleotides long. NCBI's taxonomy places the organism in Eukaryota, Viridiplantae, Streptophyta, Magnoliopsida, Brassicales, Brassicaceae. The record is from the annotation of a GenBank genome assembly.
AUGCAGCCAAGUAGUUUAAAAGCUAUAGCGCUAAGAAGUUUCUUUUUAACAGAUGUGGUUUCGUAUAUUUCUUGGACGAAGCCUCCCAAGAGAAGGCCGUGGGGUUUUCCCUUUCCUGGAAAGAAGAUUGGAGGAUGGGAUGUAUUUGUUAAGGCUGUACCGAAACUAUCCUGCAAGUUUAGCCCUGAACUGUUGGCUGCUUCUCACAGACUCACAACCACCCCACUGUACGCAACCCAGUCUUCUAAGAAGGUAGGUUUAAAGAAGGCUGUGGGACUUGAUGGAAGUGACAUGGGAGGAUGGAAUGUAACUGUUGUGACUGAACCCAAACCAAAUCAAGACAUUGAUCCUGCUUAUGAUUAUCCUAUUGGCUGGGAGGGCCCACCUGGUUAUCGCUGGGCCGACUAUACUGAUGAGCAGCGCAGUAGAAUGUUAUUUGUCUCUCCUUGA